This is a messenger RNA of Penaeus indicus, 1686 nucleotides long. RefSeq lists its product as uncharacterized. The transcript is spliced from 5 exons. The coding region runs from base 1 to 1686 and encodes 561 amino acids. Lineage: Eukaryota; Metazoa; Arthropoda; Malacostraca; Decapoda; Penaeidae. The record is from RefSeq and is a predicted model, not a curated record.
AUGUCGUCAUGUUGGGAUUGGUUCUUUGCCCAGCACUUGGAUUCAGCACGAGAAAUCGAAUGCCGUCAUGACAUCGGGAAUGGAGAGAAAGCUGAAUGCUGGAAAGACGGGGAAGGCGGGGAGAGGGAGCGGCGGACCUCCUCCUCAGCGGAGCCGGCCAACAGAGCUCAGCCGAGCUUUCCGAACAGAGAGAGUCCGGAAAAAAGCGAGGCACCUGUACAAAACAUCAUUGACACUAAUCAUGGUUCAGACACACCCAAGAAAUCGAGCGGUACUAAAAAAGGAAAGAGCAAAAGAGAGAAAACCAAAAAGGCUAAAGAGAGAACUAGGCGAAAUUCCCAGGCGAGCGCGCCGAAGGAUAGAGAUCCUUCCAGAAGCGGCAGCAACCCCCCCUCGCGCUCGCCGGCCCGCGAGCCCCCGGAUAAAGUCGAGCGGGAGCAAGUCAGCCCCGAGUCAGACUCUGUCAGCAACGACGACGACGACGAGGACAAGGAGCGCGGCGGAGGCGCCACGGACUCGCUCACCGAGCAGGGAAACGACACCGCGGAAGUGCCGGAAGGUGGUCCCGCCGAGCCGUUAACGGAGGACAAAGCUGACGUCGCCACUGCCACUUCUUCCACCAGCUCUUCCACCACCACCAGUACCACCACCACUCCCACUAAGAAAUCGUUAUCGGAUCCUCCUAAAGAUGAGCUCGCCGAGGCCUCCCGCGAAGGCCCUUCUUCGCUUAAGGACGCGAAAUCUCUAAAGGACUCGGAGCGGCUGCAGAAGGAACUUUCCGACGCCAGUCAAUAUCCACGAGACGCCCUCCUCUCUCGCUGGAUCGAGGCGAGGGCGGGGAGGUUCGGCGCCGCCCCAGCGUCGACCUCUAGCGCUCAGUCCCGUCCCUUCCUGACGCACAAACUCAAGCCUUCUCCCUUCCAGAAUCUCAUGGCAGCACAGGAGCUCCUGAAGACGCAGAAAGACAGUGAACGCGUGGCGGGGAAGGUUACGACAGAGACCUCUAGUGACUCCAACGAUUCAUCAUGCACUCCUGAAGGAGGAGGCCAAGAAGAUGAGGAGGAAAGAGAAACCAGCGACGACGGCUCGGAGAUCUCCGACGACGCCAACAAGACCGUCGGGUCGAACGACUGCUUCGCCGAUGACGACGACGAUGAUGACGACGACGACACCAGCAACGAGAUGCGCAUCGUUGAAGACGAGAGCGAACUGCGUGAGCUGGACCUCUCUCUACCCAGCAAGCACAGGUCGGAGGGAAGUAUGAAGGAGCUGCAGACCAAGAGUGAAGUGAAGAGCUUCGAUUUUUCGGUGCUUAAGUCGCCCAGAGCGAAGGAAUCGAAAGGUUCUUCAAAGGCCUCAUUAAGUCUGGAUGACCAAAAUGCCGCCGCCUGUCUGCUACAACUCAAGUCUUCCUCUACUCCACAAUCUCCAUAUGUUGUGAAAAUCCUCUCGCCUGAACCCGCCCACCAAUCCGGCUCCUCCACGCUCUCUGCCCAGCCUAUGAGGACGCCCUUCGCCACCAGAGCCCCGCCCCUCGAGGCUGCUCAGCCAAUCAUUCCGUCGCUUGGAUUGGGUGAGAGUCGGUUGGUCACUGUUAGUUCAAGGGGCAUGGUCGAGGGGCGUGGUCUGAGGCCCGUAGUCCCCCCGGGCCCAGAACAGGCUCAUCUCAGUUACUACACUGUUUGA